Molecule: messenger RNA, 4004 nt
Organism: Siniperca chuatsi (mandarin fish)
Lineage: Eukaryota; Metazoa; Chordata; Actinopteri; Centrarchiformes; Sinipercidae
Gene: klhdc4
Product: kelch domain containing 4
Exons: 13
Coding region: 132-1892 (586 amino acids)
Molecular function (GO): protein binding
Source: RefSeq, a predicted model, not a curated record
AUCUCGCUUGUCAGAGGAAAGGCAUUCGGCAUGCCAGUUUGUUUGGAUCUCCAUGUGACACCGACUUCAUUUACAAUCACAGAUCAAACCCCUGGAAAUUGAACGGUAGUUGCCAGUGCAUCACAGCUGUCAUGGGCAAAAAGGGAAAGAAAGAAAAGAAGGUGAAGGGAGCGGAGAAGACGGCUGCCAAAAUGGAGAAAAAGGUUUCAAAGAGGUCCAAACGAGAAGAGGAGGAUUUGGAGGCUCUGAUUGCUGAGUUUCAGAAUCUGGAUGCAAAUAAGACCCAAGUUGUAGAGACAACAUGUCCACCUCCAUCACCAAGGUUGAGUGCGUCUCUCUCUGCCCAUCCUGAGAAAGAUGAACUCAUCCUGUUUGGAGGAGAAUUCUUCAAUGGAAAGAAGACGUACCUGUACAACGAUCUGUUUUUCUACAGCAUCAAGAAGAACAGCUGGGUUAAGUCAGAGAUCCCCAACCCUCCUCCCCCACGCUGCUCUCACCAGACGGUGGUAGUUCCCCAGGGUGGGGGUCAGCUCUGGGUGUUUGGGGGAGAGUUUGCCUCUCCUAACGGUGAACAGUUCUACCACUACAAGGACCUUUGGGUGCUGCACCUGGCUACACACACCUGGGAGAACAUAAAGGCACCUGGUGGUCCAUCAGGUCGCAGCGGCCACCGGAUGGUCCUCAGCAAGAAACAGCUGCUGGUGUUCGGAGGUUUCCAUGAGAGCACCAGGGAUUUUAUCUACUACAAUGACGUGUACUCUUUCUCCCUGGACACCUUCUCCUGGUCACGCCUCACUCCAUCAGGCUCCGCCCCCUCCCCACGCUCUGCCUGUCAGAUGACCUCCACGCCAGACGGCACGGGUGUCAUCAUCUACGGGGGAUACUCUAAAGUGAGAGUGAAGAAGGAUGUCGAGAAGGGAACCAUCCACUCUGACAUGUUUCUUUUGAAGCGAGAGGGUAAAGAUGGCCAAGAGAAGUGGUCAUGGUCCAGAGUGAACCCCUCUGGUAGCAAGCCCCCUCCUCGCUCUGGUUUUUCUCUGGCGGUGGGCCCAGCGGGGCGGGCGGUGCUGUUUGGUGGGGUUUGUGAUGAGGAAGAGGAGGAGUCACUGGAGGGCGACUUCUACAACGACCUCUAUCUGUAUGAUACAGUGAAGAACCGCUGGUUCCCCAGCCUGCUCAGGGGAAACAAGUCAGAGAAGAAGAAACGACGGAGGGGGAAGAAGGGUGGAGCGGAGGGAGCAGAGAAGGAGGAGGAGGAGGAGGAGGCGGCACCUCAGGCACCUACUGAGGUCAUCAAGGAGAUUGUCACGGAGGACGGCACAGUGAUGACCAUCAAGGAAGUGAUCCCUGGAGCUCAGGAGGAGGAGGAGGAGGAGGAAGAGGAGGAAGAGGAAGAGGAGGAGGACGAUGGUUCAGCCUCAGCCCCCCUGGUGGAACCUUGCCCAAGGUCCAGCGCCAUGGCAACGGUGCGUCAGGGCAAGCUUUUCCUAUACGGGGGGAUGUUCGAGGUUGGCGACCGCCAGUUCACCCUGAACGACUUCUACUGCCUGGACCUCCACAAGAUGGACCAGUGGGAGGUUCUGGUUGAAAUGGACCCAAAGACACAGGAGUGGCUGGAAGAGUCUGAGUCAGAGGAUGAGGAGGAGGAGGAGGAGGAGGAGGAGGCGAAAGGAGCAGAAGAGGAGGAAGAGUCUGAAGAGGAAAGCGAGGAUGAAGAAGAUGAAGAAGAGCACCCUGCAGUGCAGGAGGGAGAGACAGUGAUGGAUUACCAGCUCCGUACAGAGCAGUAUUGGAUAGGAUUGGCACGUGCCAACAUGGGCUCCGAUGCCAAGGACAAAAAGGUCGCUAAAGUCGCCCUCGCCAUGGCCAAAGUCUUCUAUGAAGACCAGUAGUGGGAUAUGCCAAACUGUCUGAGUGACUGUGUGUGUGUGAAAUAUUUGUUUGAAAUUAUCUUUUUAUAAAACAUGUCAUUUGAACUGUACUGCAAAUAAAUCAGCAAUGCAAGCUGAAUUUCAUUCAAGUUAAAACCGAAAACUAAAACACUUUAUUUUCUUCCAACUGAUCAAAUGAAAUUUGAAUAUAUGGACUAUUUUCCAUUUGUGAGUAUACCAUUACAUUAGACGUGGUAUUAUGGUUUGUUGAGUAUAACGGUUUUCAUUCAUUUUCAUUAAAAUAACCAUUCUGUGACUUCACUAAAUAAUAAAUAACGUUAACAUUUUUGUACCUAUAUUGCUGCUGUCAAUUUUGAGACCAGUGUUGUAAAGCAAAGUCAAGCAGAAAUGAGUGUUUAAAGGGGCAGGUGGAAUUAAAUUGCAUUUGUUUUUGGUUUCAUGAGGACUAGCAAGUUGGAGGUUGUACAUACUACCAAGUUGUACAACUUCUCUAUAACACGUUUCUUUGUUUAUACAUACAUAUUCAAAAAUCUGUCAAAAGUUUUUUGUAAUUUUUCUCUUUUACUGUUGUAAAGUGAAGUACAUUGGGGAAACUGCUGCUCGACCAUGGUUUGAAUCUUUGAAAUAGUUUCUGGUCACAGUCCAAUCAGUGAUGUCACAGCGGGUGUUUUAUUUGCAAGCUUCUCAGAUUUCUUCAGAAGUACAGAGACCUGUGAUGCUACACAGACAAGAUGUACCAGAGCUACAACUUGUCUAUACUUAAACCUGCAUUCAAUUUUUUUUUUUUCCUGCUUUACACUGGUCAACUUUUUCAUCAUUCCAGCCAAGUCGCUUCUUUCUCCAUCACUUCUGCUUACCAGGCCUUUCUCUUCUCCCUGUAGCAAGAUGACUGCUUCAUGGAUGUGAUGGUUUGGUGUGCCCCCUGCAGAUAGCUAGCAGCAACACAUGUCCUUUGUCUGAGUUUUACUCCUCUACAACAAGCAAGAGGGAUAAUGGAAGGAGAGAAAGAGAGAGGAAGGUGCGCUGAGCCGAGCAAUGACAGCAUUCAGGAAUCAUCAAAAGAUGAGAGGGAUGUGAGGGGGUGGAGAGCAGGGGGAGCAGUGUCGAAGAGAGGAGAAGGUAGAGAGAGCAGGUGAGAAAGGUGGGACGACAAGACACUGUCGGCACCAGCAGGGAAGAAAAGGGAGAGGAGGAGGAGCGAGGGAUGCAGGGAAGGAGGAGGGGACUAGUGCACGAUGUGUGAGGGAAGACAUCAGUCACUGCGAGCACCAGCCUAUCCCUCUGACCUAUUUUAUCCUCCAUCAGCAUGCUGAACAAGGGAUGAGAAGAGGCUGAUGAAUAAUAGAGGAGAAAGAGAGAUGGAUGAGAAUGAGGCUGCCUUCCUCUCGAUCACGUCUCCCUCCUUCACUACCCCUCUUCUCUCUUUUUUUCUGCGACCCCCUUUUUUAUUUUAACUCCGGGACAAAAAAAGAUUUUAUAAAUAACUAAAGAGAUUUUUUUGGGUGCACUGCUGACGUCGGGGCACGCAGCGUGUAAUCGUCAGAGAUACGUCUGUCGUGAGUGUGUGUGUGUGAGCGAGAAACUUGUAGAAUACAGGUACGUCAGUUCGAGGCAGGGGGAUAUUUCUAGCUUUUUCUUUACUUGGUGUACAUUAUAUUGCAAAAUAAAUUGCCAGACUUUGUAUUAAUAAAGUCUCUAUAUGUAGAAGAACUGAAUCACUUUUGGCUGCCAGAAUAUCUUGGAUGUCAAAGUGGCCAAAACUAGUGACCCAAUAUAGAGUUCCCUUUUGUCCACUGGAUGGAAACCACAGUAAAUGUUAUUUACACAUGUAAGCAGAUCUUUUAUCAUUUGUUUGGUUGGUGGUUUACAGUCUUUUUGAUCCUAAGGUACGCAAUUCCAAGGCACACUUACGUAAUUAUUGACCACCCAGAGGAGUGCCCUUAUUGACUGCAUGGAGAUGUCACACAACAGAGAAGAGAAAAAGGACAUUACUGUCAUUGUCUGAUUUUACCUUUUGAGUUUUCUCCACCCUGGAGUUUAUGAGGUGCCAUUUGGGCCGUAAUUCACACUGUAAUUUUCAAAUAUAUUAAUAAAACCAAUCAAAUGACUACA